AACUUUUUCUUUUUUGGUCAAAUCAUCUGGGCAACAAAGUUCCUCUCCGGAUUAUCGUUUCUUUCUAACAAUAUCGUAGUUAGGAACUUUUUUUUGUUUUUUACUCGCAGAGACACUUUUUGAUUGGAGCGUGUCUCUUUCUUGUUCCGGCUCUCUUGGUUUGCUUAGGAGCCAAAUCAAUCUAGGUUUUUGGAUUUUUUGCUCCCAAGAAGUCCACUAGGAUUCUUGGUUCGAGUGUUGUUCCUUAUACAAAUAAGAUGUCACGAGUCGAGAGAAUUUCGAUGCGUGAUGUGAAGAUGGCGGGACUUUGUAUUGGUGAACACAUUAAAGACGAAGCCGCAUCGCAGCUCGAUCUCCAAGAAGCUCUAUUAGCUUCUAGACAAGCUACUCCUCACCCUUACUCGACUCAUCCAGAAAAGUGGCCGCCGUUGAUUGAGGUGGGAGAGAAUUGGAAAUUGCCUCGUGAAGUUCUUGAGAGGUGUGAUGCAGCCGAUAAGGUUUUCUAUGGAAGUUUUCCGGAGAUUGAAUGUGCUUGGGCAAUUUUAGACAAUUCUUUUCUCCUAUGGAGUUUUGUGAAAAGGAAUGGGCCAUGUCAUCAGUAUAACGUGGAGGAGCAUCAUAUUUGUGCGACUGGCCUAGCCAAAUGUAGACCUGGAGUGUUUCGUGAAGAAAUUAGAUAUCUAUUGGUGCUCGCAACUGAUGUUGAGUUGGUUCUUGUUGGAUUGUCCCUCACUAAAGGACCUGAUGGUAGAGAUCCUAAUGCUGAAAUUUUAGUAAAGCCUCUGCCUGGCUAUACAAUCUUAUCUGAUGGAGUUGCAAUGACAUGCGUUACAUCUACCAAUAAUGGGCGCAUUUUCAUGGCUGGACAUGAUGCUCACAUAUAUGAGCUGCUAUAUACAACUGGUACAGGGGCUGAUCAACGUUGUCGUAAAGUCUGCCUCACUGCAGGCACAACUAGUAUGAUCUCGAGGUUGGUUCCGCCAAAAGUAUUCCAGUUUGGAGCUGUAGAUCCUGUUGUAGAGAUGGUUGUUGAUAAUGAAAGGCAAAUUUUAUAUGCCCGCACUGAAGAGAUGAAACUUCAAGCAUAUGUUUUUGGGCCAAAUGGGGAAGGCUCUCUUAAGAAGGUGGCAGAAGAAAGGAAUCUAUUAAAUCAGAGGAAUGCGAGCCUAGGAAUUCGUCAGUCCACAAGGCCAGGUCGAUCUAACAAGCCAUCCAUAAUCAGCAUUUCGCCAUUGUACAUGCCAGAAUCGAAAUGGUUGCACCUUGUUGCAGCAAUGUCAGAUGGCAGGAGGAUGUAUCUUUCCACUUCCUCAAGUGGAAGUGGUAGUAGUAUUAGCUUCACUCAGACUCCAAACUGUCUGAAAGUGGUUUCAACUAGGCCAUCACCUCUAUUAGGGGUCGGAACAACUCAGAAUGUUGAAACAGCAGAUUUUUUGUUUGGAACUCUUGUUCUUUCAGAUGUAUCGCCAAAUUCUUUCGUUUCGCUUCAUGUUGUUAGCAGAGAUCCAACCGCGCACUCUCAGGCUGGCAGCAGUUCAGGGCAAAGUUCUCGGGCUUUACGGGAAGUUGUGUUUACUCUACCCAUCGAAGGUAGUAUAGUUUUUGUGACAGAUGUACUCCCGUCUUCUGAUACUGCCGCUACUGUUCAAUCAUUAUAUGCAGAACUUGGUUACUGUGGACUCGAAGUCUCGGGAGAGCCUUAUGAAAAGGCAUGUGCAAAGCUCUGGGCCAGAGGUGAUCUUUCGACUCAGCAUAUUUUGCCAAGGAGAAAGAUUGUUGUCGCAACCACCAUGUGUAUGAUGGAACUGGUUUUGAAUCGACCUGUCGAUAUUUUGAGAAAGUUUUUGGAAUCCAACCUUCCAAGGUUCCUUAUAGAAGAUUUUUUCAUCCGAUUUGGAUUAGGCGAAGCAGCUGCCAUGUGUAUGAUGUUGGCUGCCCGGAUAAUAGAUUUUGACGAUUCAGUUUGUUAUACUGUUUCCGUUAAAGCAGCUGCCACGUUUGAUGACAUGAGUCACGUUUUUCAAGAAGGCAAGCACGCUUUCUCAGCUGCUCACGAAGGGAUCUGCCUGUGUACAGCAAAAUUAUUGUUUCCCCUAUGGAAUAUUUCUGUGAUGUCCAAAGAGACCAGUUCUGAUGGAAUGAUUAGUUUUCGUCUUUCUACUGGUGCUAUGAAUGUGUUGGAAAGUAAGAUUCGUUAGUUGGAACGAUUCUUAAGAUCUAGAAGAGAGCAGCGAGAGGGGCACUAUGGAUUUUUUACUAAGAAAUUAUUUGAAGAAUCUUCCAGCAGAAACGAGUCAGCAAAUAAAAGACAGCGGUUUCAAUAUAGUAGUCAACGAUUGACUGCCGAGGAGGUGAGGUCCAUCGAGUGUACUAGGCAGUUGCUACUCAGAUUUGCAGAAGCCCUUUACCUACUCCAAUUUCUUUCUCAACAUCUUGUUGUAUUUCAAGGGCUUGAUGCAAGAUUAAAGCAAGCUUUGGUUCGGUUGACAUUCGAUCAGCUAGUUUGUUCUAACGAUGGUGAGCGAAUUGCAACAAGGCUCGUAUCUGCUGUGAUGGAGAAUUAUAAUGGCUCGGAUGGUGAGGGAAGAGUUGACGAUAUAAGCAGGAGACUUCGUGAUGGUUGUCCAAGUUACUUAAAAUAGGCUGUUAGGAGAUUACAUUAACUUGGACAUUGACUCUUGUGGUUGAGUCAAUGGUACUUAGCUUUACCCUGAUGUCAAAUACAUGACCGUGAGUUUAUUGAUACUCUUUUCUAGAAUUAUAACCAAAUAGCAAAAGGAUCACUCCCAUUUUUCAGAUAUCUCUUUACACUUCCAGAACAUGUUUUUUUUUUUUUUUUUUUGUUUACGAACCGUUCUCUCCCAUGUAGCACUAGCUGUACCUAAUUGAUCUGAGUUUGGACCGCAAA
Messenger RNA from Camelina sativa (false flax), 2908 nucleotides. RefSeq names its product nuclear pore complex protein NUP155. Gene Ontology annotation, molecular function: structural constituent of nuclear pore. Gene Ontology annotation, cellular component: nuclear pore; nuclear pore inner ring. Gene Ontology annotation, biological process: RNA export from nucleus; protein import into nucleus; transcription-dependent tethering of RNA polymerase II gene DNA at nuclear periphery. Lineage: Eukaryota; Viridiplantae; Streptophyta; Magnoliopsida; Brassicales; Brassicaceae. The record is from RefSeq and is a predicted model, not a curated record.